AUUUCUAUAGUAAUAAUUAUUUUUCAGAUGUCGUCAACAAAGGUGCUGGUUUGCGCGUUAGUGGUUGUGUGCAUUAGCUUGAGGCAUGGACUGGCCGCGCCCGCGCCACAAGAAGACGGACCACCCACACCGUAUGAAUAUAAAUACGACGUAGAAGACCCAGAAAAGACGUUAUAUUUCGGCGCUAACGAAUCUGGUGAUGCACAGGGGAAAGUCGUCGGAGGGUACCGAGUAUUGCUUCCUGAUGGUAGACUCAUGAAUGUUGAAUACACGGUCGAAGGUGAGAGCGGUUUUGUCCCCAAGAUUACCUUCGAGAAUAACGCAAACCCAUUCGGCCAGGGCAAGUGAACAUGACGAUGUAAACAACAACAAUCAUAUAAGUCAAAUAUUGUAAAAUUUCUA
Messenger RNA from Papilio machaon (common yellow swallowtail), 402 nucleotides. RefSeq names its product pro-resilin-like. Lineage: Eukaryota; Metazoa; Arthropoda; Insecta; Lepidoptera; Papilionidae. The record is from RefSeq and is a predicted model, not a curated record. The transcript has 2 exons. Gene Ontology annotation, cellular component: extracellular matrix. Bases 28 to 348 code for a protein of 106 amino acids.